AUGGGGUUCUUCUCGUCAAGGAAGCCCCACGAUGACUACGUUGUCACCGACAAAUCCGUUGUCCAUGUCAUCCGCUCACGUUUUUACGGCAGAAACAAGGGAAAGGAACGCGAAGAUGCCAAUCCUACCUUUGUCGAUACGGGCAAGUCGGCGGCACAAGCCUUGGCUCAGCCGUCUCCGAUACAUACAAAUGGAACUGACGCUGUGGCGACCUCGUUGCAUAAAAAGACGGGACCUCGCGCACGAAACAGUGUUCAUGGCCAACCAGGGUCCGCUGCUGCAAAAUCUGCUACCAACAUGCCAUCGUCGUCGCCACUACGGAAGGACACAAAGGACGAUAGUACCACUGCAGUUUUUUCAGCGAGAAAAACCAUGGCGACGCUGGCGCAACGGCUGAACGAGUUGGCAGUGGCAAAUUCAGACGGCUUGCUGAACGAUGAUGAAUACCGAAUGCUGCGGCAGAGUCUAUUUGAGAGGUUUGCGAGCAGCUCGGCUGUGCCUUCUGAGGAACCUGUUGUUCCCGUCAACCGGCAUCAAGCACGUGGAAGUGAGAGUAGUAAAAGACUGUCAUCAAGCUCACGGCCUUCUAAUUUUGUGGUCGACGUUCCCCGUUCCCCUUCAGUACGGUCGCGCAACUCAGUGGCCUCAGGCAUGACGGGUCUGUUCCGAAAAUCUGCAGUUGCUCGAACACAGUCUGGGUCGAAAGAUGUCAACGAGACAUCCAGCAUUUUCUCUUCAGCAUCUAGUAGUUCCAAUAUUUUCAAGCUUCCCCGGCUCAUCAAGAAGUCGAGUGCGUCGUCGGUGACGUCCACACAGACGGAAGCAUCUCGACCGACAGACACGAUUUCACUGUCUUCUCGCCGGACGGGGUUAAGCGCCCUCGAACGGCACGAUCAUCCUAGCAUGCCCCACCUUCCCUCCUCUCGUUCCACCACGUCAAGUAUCAGACGAUACAUUACCCCGCCCUCCGCAUUUCCUGGUGCAAGAGCGCUUGCAACCGACCCCAAGUAUUCCGGGACCAUGAACGAUGUCCUCGACGAAGGUGACCUCAAAUCUUCUGAGGAGAUAAAACAAGAGAUUUCAGCUGUUGAGUCGGAGCGAAUGCGUCUGAUGGAUGCGUUUCAUGGGCUUGAGGUAACCGCAUUAACCAAGAAACACCAUCAAAGACAAGGAAAGAUCUAUGAAGAUAGUAGUGGCGGGGACGUGUCAACAUGGACCUUGAUACCUGAUUCACGGAGCCAAAGGCGGAUGGCUAUGGGUAGCGCCGAUAGCGAUGUUACAUCAAUACGGUCGGGUACAUCUAUCAACACGACGUACACAGGAAGGAGAGUCGUGCGUCAGAAGACGACUUCGAGCCUCGCAACACCAUCAAGACCUGGAUCGUUGCAUAGAAAGAACUCCGUUUCAAGCGUGUCAUCAGGGAGGGCUGCUGCUGCUGCUGGCGGUGGACUGGCACCACCACCUGUGCCGUCUUUGCCCAUGGGGAUGUCACUCAACCAGGGAUACAAUGCUAGUGGCUCUAAUAUUAACUUAACAAGGAGCCCAGGUCCUCCAUCCAUGUAUUCGGUGCCGGAAGACGAAAUCAGGUCCGUCGAUGGUAAAUCUACGCCUGGCAGAUCUGGCAAGAAGGAGAUGGAUGAGAUGGAGGAUGAGAUGGAGCAGAAAAUGGAGGAUAUACGGCGGCGACGCGAGGAAGUGAGUAUGCGGUAUGAGGCACGUCUCGAGUAUCUGCGGGCCAAGCUGAAGGGGGCUCAGUUACACGAGAAGUUGAUGAAAAAGUGA
Molecule: messenger RNA, 1782 nt
Organism: Guyanagaster necrorhizus
Lineage: Eukaryota; Fungi; Basidiomycota; Agaricomycetes; Agaricales; Physalacriaceae
Exons: 5
Coding region: 1-1782 (593 amino acids)
Source: RefSeq, a predicted model, not a curated record